AUGGCGCGGCAGCAGGAGUCUCUGUUUCUGCCGCCGGCUAAAAAGGGCCUCACCUGCAACAAAACAGGGGAGAAGGAGAGAAUUCCGGCGCUGUGGGCGACUUCGCAUUCGACCAAGUUCUAUUUCUGGCGGGUCGUCGCCACAGGCCUGUACUUCACGGCGUGCAUCUACGUGAUGUGCUUGUGCUCGGUGGCGUCGGACACGUUCUUCGAUCCUCGCACGCAAAAGAGCUUGCCUGACCGGAUUCAUGAUCAGAUGCUAGAGUCGAAGCCUCUCUUUUUCGCGACGCCACUCGUCGUGGACGUGGUCACAGUCAGCCUGAUUGUAGUGACGAUUUUUCGACACAUUUGCUUUCUGAAAAUGCCACUCAACCUGAUGUACGGGGCGCGUUUCCUAUUCCUCCUCGGCACUCUCUAUCUGUGCCGCGGCAUGGCCAUCAUCAUCACGACAGUCCCGCCCUCGACCCGCAACUGCGUCCCGCCACCGGUCACCUCCGUGGCUUCCUUCUUCUACCUCGGCGUCCUGCAGGUGUUUUCCAUGCGCACAGAGUGCACAGGCAUGAUCAUCUCUGGGCACUCGACUGUGACCUGCUGCUGCCUCGCUUCGUGGUUGCUCUAUGGCAACGCGAACCGUGAAGACCGUGACACCAAGGCCGUGCCCUUCUACGAGCUUUUGCGCUUUCUCGGGCGCGUCAUCGAGCGUCUCCGCGGCGCGAUUCGCAAGCGCCGUGGCGCAGGUUACAUCACGACGCCAGUGACUGACCUCGAGGAGAACGCGGAAAACGGCUCCCGCGGCGUAAACGUCGAGGAUGCGCCCUCAGCCUCAAUCCUGGCCGCCGAGCGCGAAGAAGAGGACCGACGAAAGACGCUGUGGAGCGGGAUCCUGCGACUGAAUCUCCUCCGCUCCCUUUGCCUGUGCGUCGGCGUCAUCAACCUCGGACUGAUCGUCACCUCCUUUAACCACUACUCCAUCGACGUGUUCAUGGCAGUCAACUACACCUUCGCCACGUGGACGCUUUACCAUUGCGUGCUGUCGCUGAUCUGGGCUGAGAAAGAAGAAGAAAACAAACGGCAAACGAUCGCGCUUCUGAAGGCCGAGGCCGCGGCUGCCGUGGACGAAGACGGAGACUCGAUAUCCGAGGCGUCAACCUCCGCGAGCGUCGAGGGUAGCGUCCUUGUGCCGCCGGCUCCUACGCUCAAGAAGCGAGACAUGGAGAAGGCAGUGAAGCCGCAGAGUUCGAACACCCCGUGCUGGCUGGCAGCCUUGAACUUCCCCAUCAUCCGCGUGGGUGUGCGCAUCAUCAAGGCUGUCGAGGGCCUCUGA
Molecule: messenger RNA, 1323 nt
Organism: Besnoitia besnoiti
Lineage: Eukaryota; Apicomplexa; Conoidasida; Eucoccidiorida; Sarcocystidae
Exons: 1
Coding region: 1-1323 (440 amino acids)
Biological process (GO): ceramide biosynthetic process
Cellular component (GO): endoplasmic reticulum membrane; Golgi membrane
Molecular function (GO): ceramide cholinephosphotransferase activity; sphingomyelin synthase activity
Source: RefSeq, a predicted model, not a curated record